Molecule: messenger RNA, 210 nt
Organism: Microthlaspi erraticum
Lineage: Eukaryota; Viridiplantae; Streptophyta; Magnoliopsida; Brassicales; Brassicaceae
Source: the annotation of a GenBank genome assembly
AUGUUUAUCUUUUUGCAAACACUACAGAAGCUAUGGCUGGAAAAGCAGCUGCAGAAACCGCGGCAAAGACAGCGUUUCAGCGUCCGUGAUUCCGUGGAGGGCAAAGCUCAACAAAUACAGAACGGAGGAGUGUAUGGUUACUGGGAGAUGGGGUUGUGGAAACUCAGCCAUUCUCAGUGGUGGAUGAUAAGUUUGUCAAGGAACCAGUGA